Messenger RNA from Pungitius pungitius (ninespine stickleback), 4060 nucleotides. Its product is annotated as immunoglobulin-like and fibronectin type III domain-containing protein 1. NCBI's taxonomy places the organism in Eukaryota, Metazoa, Chordata, Actinopteri, Perciformes, Gasterosteidae. The coding region runs from base 1 to 3888 and encodes 1295 amino acids. The transcript is spliced from 23 exons. The record is from RefSeq and is a predicted model, not a curated record. Gene Ontology annotation, molecular function: protein binding.
AUGAGUUCAAAAACCAACCAGGACCCAAAAGCCUUAGGGGCCAUCAACAAGAGGUCCAGAGCCCCCGGGGUGACGGUCACUCAGUGUGUGGAGUCGCUGCCUGCCGGAAAGUCAACGCCGGACUUCACCCGCAAACCAAUGGCCGCCACGACUCAAGAGGGGAAAAAAGGAUGUUUCAAAGCCAUGGUGAGUGGAGAGCCGGCACCAGCUGUGACGUGGGGGCGUAACAAGGGCGAGGUCGAUGACCCGGAGAAAUACAAGACCAGAUACGACAAAAGAACUCAAGAGCACAUUCUAGAGAUUCUCAACGUGAAACCGGAGCAGGCCGACACCUACACAUGCUCGGCCACCAAUGAGUUCGGGAUGGCUGUCUGCACUGCAGCUCUCAACGUUAUUGGAGGAGGCCUAAAGAAGAAAGCCAAAGAAGAACCCCAAGAUUUCCGAAAAAUGCUGAAAAAAACUGUUGUUGUCACCCGAAAAAAAACACUCCCGCCAAAAAAAGAGGGAGAAAUUGAUCCAAAGCUCCUGGAGCUGCUCAUCUGUGCACCAAAGAAGGACUAUGAGAGAAUCUGCUUUGACUUUGGGGUGUCCGACUUCCGCUGGUUGCUGAAGAGACUCAACCAGCUGAAAAAAGAAAGGGAAGACGAGCAGUCAAAGGUUGUAGAGCGACUGGACAAUGUCAGACAAAUAGAGGUACAAUCCAAUGGCAGAGCGGAGUUUGGCUUCGACAUGACGCUGCAUGACCCCAACAGCCCAAUCAACCUAUACAAGGACGGGACAAUGGUUCCAUACGGAGAGGAUGAAAAUUCUAAGCACAGCCUUAAGACAUCGGGGAAAAAAUAUGUUUUCAGCAUCAAAGAUCCUCAGCCAGAAGAUGCUGGAUUUUACCAGGUCGAUGUUGGAGACGCAAAUGUCCUGUCGACGGACUUUCGAGUGCCUGCUGUGGAGUUCAAAGCAAAGAUUAAAGAUGUGAAGGCCUCUGAAGGUGAAGACGCCAUCUUUCAGUGUGUCUUGUCAACACCCCUGAGCAGAGUCACCUGGUCAAAACAGGAUUCAUCACUUGAACAUGGGGACAAAUAUGAGAUCACCGUCUCAGAGGACAAGCUAAUUCACACGUUGAGAGUGAAAAACUCCAACAAGGAAGAUAAUGGAGCCUAUUAUGCCAUUGUUGGUAUAAGUUCCAGCUGUGCCUCUCUAAAAGUGGAAGCUGAUCUGAAUGAUAAAAGACAAAAGGACACCCAGAGUGGGAAUCAGGAUGACCUGAAUGCACUUGGAGCAGAGCAGCAGGCCAAGCUACAGAAACAGAACGACGACUCGGAAGCAGCCAGACGAGCAGGAGGGGACGGAGACGGGUCUGCUGAUGGUUCUGGAGGCCAGACUGGUGGGGACGGCACGAAUAAGAACCCCCCGACAGAAGGAGACGAUGAAAACAAAGGGAAUGAUGCACAUGAUAAGGAAGAGAAGCGGCUACCAACCUGCCCUUUGGUCGCUGACACAGUUCUAGGUCGCGGUGCUCAGUUCAUCUGUGGACUGUCGGACUCUGCCGCCAACAUCGGGGAACGGACACAGCUCUCCUGCAAACUGAGCAGCGAGGCCACUGAGGGGCGUUGGUAUAAAAAUGGGAAGCUGCUAACCAAUGAGGAUGGGGUAAGAAUUAUCAAAGACGGGGCUUGCCACAGGUUGGUUAUUGACUGCUGUAAUAAAGAUGAUGCGGCGGUGUACAGCUUCGAAGCCGACGGCCGGAAAUCAGAAGCAACUCUUAUCAUUCAAGAUCCCCCAAUAAUCGAGGAGGAUGCGCUGGGGAAAUUGUCCAAGGCAGUUGUUCUAAAGGCAGGUGAAAAUGCAGAAUGGAAGCUGCUAUUCUCAGGUGGGGCUCCGAUGACCAUACAGUGGUACAAGGAUGACGAGGAGCUUUUGCCCGCUCUCAAAGUCAAGAUUGAAACAUCAACUAAUGAGAGCCACUUACGCCUUUUUAAUUGUCAGAGGAAACACGCUGGGGAGGUCAAAAUAAAAAUAAAAAAUGAAUUUGGUUGGACGGAAGCUAUUUCCACACUUAUUGUACUGGACAAACCCGCACCCCCUCGGGGACCGGUGGACAUCACAGAAAGUGUCGUGACGUCUGUCGGGUUUCAAUGGAAACCACCGAAACACAGUGGGGGAUGCCCGGUCACAAGCUACACCAUCGAACGCCAACAGGUCGGCCGCAACAGAUGGACAGAUCUCGGUGAGAUCCCCAGCAGCGUCUUGAGUUACAAAGACUCAGAUGUGAACCCCGGAAGGAGAUACUGCUACCGGAUCAGAGCCAAGAACGCACAAGGCGUCAGUGACCACCUGCAGACAGGGGUCAUCGCAGCCGGCAUCUUGCGCUAUCCCGGAUCCCCAGCUGCACCACAAGUGGUCAGUGCCUUUAAAGACUGCAUCAAUCUGGCUUGGUGUCCUCCAUGUGACACUGGAGGAACCCCUAUUGUGGGAUACAACUUGGAAAAGAACAAGAAAGGCACAAAUUACUGGAGCCUUGUAAAUCAACGCGGGCCCAUUACAGAUACAAAGUAUGCAGUGACAGAUGUUUUUGAAGGGGCAGCAUAUGAAUUUAGGGUGUCUGCUAUCAACCUGUCUGGCGCUGGAGGUCCUAGUAAUCCGUGUGACACAGCAGUCGCAAGAGAUCCAAUGAAACCUCCAGGCAAAGUCACCGACCUGAAGUUAACAUCCUCCACUUAUAGCACAUUUUCACUGGCUUGGACUAAACCUAAAGAGAUGAAAGGGGUGCAGGACGAAGCCCAAGGCUACUAUGUGGAGAUCAGACCAAUAGAAAACACAGAAUGGACCCGUUGUAAUGCCAACCCAAUUACUCUACCUUCCUACACCGUGGUGGGCUUGAAGGCAAUGGCCUGCUACUGGGUCAGAGCCAUUGCCACCAACUAUGGAGGCGAUGGUGAACCUCAAGGAUUUGACACUUAUGUCAUUGCCAUGCCCCCUCCUGUAAGGCCAAAGUUUAAAGAUCGCAACAGGAAGAACUUCGUAGUGGUACGAUGCGGAAACACAGUCUGUCUGAAUGUCAACUUUGAGGCCUCCCCGCUGCCGCACAUCUGGUGGCUAAAAGAUGGUACUCCAGUGCCCAAACAUGUAACCAUCACCAACUCAGACAAAGGUUCUCUAAUGUUGAUCCCCACAUCCGAGCGGUCCGACAGUGGCAUCUACACCAUUACCGUCAAAAACUUUGUGGGCCAGGAGAGCAUCGAUGUUGAAAUCAGAGUCACAGAUGAGCCAAAACCUCCAGGUCCAGUGGAGCUGGAUCAGAACAUCCCAGGAACAGUAACUCUGUCCUGGACGUCCUCUCCAGAUGAGAGGAGGGACGACCGACUACACUACAUGGUGUCCAAGCGGGAUUCCUUCCGUUGCACUUGGAGGACAGUGGCUGACAACCUCUUCAACAAUAGGUUCACGGUUGUCAACGUGUUGCCUGGACGGGAGUAUUACUUCAGGGUGUUUGCUAAGAAUGACGUGGGUCUCUCCCCACCUUCCAAGUCCGCCGUCUUUGGAACCACGAAGCAAAAAGGGAAGUUUCAAGUGAACAGGCCUGAAACAAAACCCCUGGACUUCCAGUCACAACCGUCAUUCCUCGUUCCCCUGAAAAUGCGCACAGCUCCUCAGGGUUACGAGAGCCACAUGAGCUGCGCCGUCAGGGGGGAUCCAGCCCCCCGAGUGGCGUGGUACCACAACAAUAGGGACCUGAGCACAAACACCAACUACCACAUCCGCAAUGUGUGCGGCGUGUGCUCUUUGCUCAUCCUGACUGUGGGACCCAGAGACAACGGGGAAUACAAAGUGGUCAUUGAGAACAAACUGGGGACAGCAGAGUCCUCAACGACACUGAGCGUCAGAGAAUGAAGAGCUGCAGCCUUUUGUGUUUUAAAUCAAUUACCAGAGAUGGAGUAACAACUCAAGCAGUUUUCAGUUACUUCAUUUCCAGCCAGUGUGAUGUACCAGUAUUUAAACACGCAUCUUUAAAAAUACCCACAAAAAACCCCCAUUGUGUAUCAUCAUAUUCCCUAAUAUUAAA